This is a messenger RNA of Ectocarpus sp. CCAP 1310/34, 1984 nucleotides long. Lineage: Eukaryota; Phaeophyceae; Ectocarpales; Ectocarpaceae. The record is from the annotation of a GenBank genome assembly.
GGAAGGAAGGUGGUUUCAGGCGGGAUGCACGGGGUGCGCACGAGCCGGACUGGAUCAUGUCAGGAGGAUCUGAAGAGUGAGUUGCUGGCGUGGAUGAUAUCACCACCGCGUGUCACCAUCGAGGACGUCUGCAAGUACAUCAACGGGCCUCUGCUCCAAGACGACAAGGAGGAUCUUUCCAGGCUCCAUGCGUACCAGGUGAACCUUCCGGUUUCGAUGUCCACGACGCACUCGUGGAUGAUAAGGUUGGGCUGCAAGUACGAGCGGGCCACCAAGUCGUUCUACACGGACACCCACGAGAAGAAGGAGGUAGUCGAGUACCGCGGCGAGUACAUAGAGAAGAGACGCAAGAUGGCGCUGCGUCAACCCUUGUGGGUACGAGUGCAACGAGCCGCUCUCAAGCAGGAGGAGGUGGACCGACUCGACAGCCUUAAGUCGCGAGGCCCGGAAGGAGAUUUCUACGCAGAGGUGUACGACUGCAAGAUCGAUGGACAAGACUGCAUCGAAUUCCACGUAGAUCUCCUGCGCGACGACGGCUCCGUCGAUAACUUCGACAAGCUCCGCGCCGCACUUGAUGCGGCAAGAACGUGCACCAUNGAAGGAGAUUUCUACGCAGAGGUGUACGACUGCAAGAUCGAUGGACAAGAAUGCAUCAAAUUCCACGUAGAUCUCCUGGGCGACGACGGCUCCGUCGAUAACUUCGACAAGCUCCGCGCCGCACUUGGUCCAGAGGGUGGGGACUACAGCGUUCGCUUCGAUCAGGCCGCUGCUGCCCAGUGCGAGCAUUUCCACCCCCCGAACAAGUGCAGAUGCGGCAAGAAGGUGCACCACAUCGGGCAGGACGAGAGUGCCUACAAGGCGUAUGCACGCGAGGGCAAAGAGUGGGUGAUUCGAGGGGUGCGCGGACUGCGGAAAAAGACGGAGGGGCCGGGGGAAAUGGUGUCUGGUUUUCAGGACGAAAGACACGGUUUCGGCUUACCUAUUUCGGAUGCCGACCUGGCGGCGGUGAACGCCAAACGCGAUGAGGAGGGGAACGGCAAAAAACCCCUGACGCGAAGCCCUGGACUCCGGUUUCUUGAAUACGGAAAAGGCAAGGAUGGGUACUGGGGCUACGACCAGUUCGAAGAACAGGUCGAAGACGUGAUGGACGUCUUGGAGCACAUCGAUCCCGACAUGCAAAUAGUGUUCGAGGUCGACCACUCGUCGGGCCAUGGGAAGCAGCGAGAGGAUGGUUUGCAUGUAUCGAACAUGAACGUCAAGUAUGGGGGGAAGCAAAAGGUGUUGCGGGAUUCGGUCAUGACGGAGGAGUGCUUGGGUCCGGAGGAGGCGAAAAUGUAUUUCGCCAACGGCAGGUGGAGCACGAAGUUCAGCGAGGGGGCAGUGUGUGUUGACCAGAAGCUGACGGUGGGCCAGACUCAGACUAGCACUUUCGCGGUAGGUGCGCCUCCUCCGUUUUUCGAAUGGGACGCUCCGCGCAAAGACACGAAGAACGCGAGGGGAAGGUCAAGGAAGGGGGCGGGAGUCAGUGACGAUAUGCACGUGGAAAAGGUUCUGCACGCCUUGCCUGACUUUAAGAUUGAGAGGACAGCCCUGGAGCACCUGGUAGAGAGUAGGGGACACAUUCAUUUGUCNAAGUGUCACCCGGAGGUAGCGGGGGUAGGGAUCGAGUACUCGUGGGGGUUUUCCAAGCAGAAGUUUCGGCGGAAGAUCAAUGAUGAGGUCCCGAAGCACUUGCACGACAACAUCGAAAAGUCGCUGUGCAUAGACAAGUACUUGACAAUCGGUCGGGUGCGGCGCUUUGCCCGGCGAACACGAGACUACUGCCGGGCUUACCGCGAGAUUGCGCUGAGCGGGGUAGUCAUCAGGAGCAACGAGUUCAUCGAGAAGAUGCGCAAGAUCCAAAAGGCCCACCGCAAUAUUUUGGACAUGGAAACUAGUUUUCUUGGCGACCAGUAACAACGUCGGCCGGCCGAUGGCGAGGGGG